AUGGCGCCAGGAAGUUCGCUCUCCUCCAGUCUAGAGCCGGGAGUUGGAGGGCUCGCUGAUAUCGUACAAGCAGCCAUCGGACUCGUAUAUGGGGUACUUGGUGGCUGGGAUCUUAUGCUCACAAUCGAGAGCUUCAUGAUCGAUUUAGCGCCUGUUUCCAGCGUCUUCUGGGCGAACGUUAUUCAGUAUGCAACCGUCGAGCAUUGCGAAAAGAAACACGCUUAG
Guyanagaster necrorhizus is the source of this 225-nucleotide messenger RNA. RefSeq lists its product as uncharacterized. The record is from RefSeq and is a predicted model, not a curated record. The transcript has 2 exons. Lineage: Eukaryota; Fungi; Basidiomycota; Agaricomycetes; Agaricales; Physalacriaceae. Bases 1 to 225 code for a protein of 74 amino acids.